Molecule: messenger RNA, 3201 nt
Organism: Plasmodium vinckei vinckei
Lineage: Eukaryota; Apicomplexa; Aconoidasida; Haemosporida; Plasmodiidae
Product: rhoptry protein ROP14, putative
Exons: 4
Coding region: 1-3201 (1066 amino acids)
Biological process (GO): protein maturation
Cellular component (GO): endoplasmic reticulum membrane
Source: RefSeq, a predicted model, not a curated record
AUGGAUGAUGGUUUUAGAGACCCAACCAAACUUAUGAUUAACAGUAAAGAAAUAGAAAAAGUUAAAGCAUUUAGUAGAAUAAAAAGAAGUAUAAAUAAUAUUUUCAAACAAAUAUUUUGCAAUGAUACUGAUGAUUCUUAUAUAUACAAAAUAAAGGGCAUUGAAUCAACCUUUUGGUGCUCGCAAAUUAUUUACACUCGAAUAGUUUUGUUAGCCUGUUUUUUUUCCUUUUUUGUCUCAUGGAAGCAGAACGCAGCUUUGAUAGGAGAAAAUGGACUUACCCCGGCAAAAGAAUUUGUAGAUAAUUUAUUUAAUGAAUUAAAAAAUUAUGAUUUAUGGACAAAGAUUCAGAAAUUUCAUUCCCUUUUCUGGUUUAUUCCAACGACCGAUCUAGCCAUAAAUUUGAUGGCAAUAUUAGGAAUGGUUCUUAGUGCAGGAGCUCUACUAUUUAAUUAUGUUAACGUAAUUAGUGUAUUGGUGAUUUAUAUAUUGCUACAAAGUAUUUAUAGCAUAGGGAAUGUAUGGUUUAAUUAUGUAUUUGAAAUUGAAUUAUUGGAAUUAGUUUUUCUUUGUCUAUUUAUAGUUCCUUUAAAUAAAAACAGUUUGAAAAGCAAAUAUUCAACAACAUUUUUAAUGAAGUAUGUUUGUCGAUUUUUUGUUUUUAAAGUGUUGAUAGGGACUAGUUUAAUUAGAUUUAGAAAUACAGAUUUGUGGGGAAAAUUAGAAGGAAAAUAUUAUUUAUAUGAAACCCAACCAUUACCAACAAUAAUGUCCUAUUUUUUUCAUUCAUACGAGUUUUUAAGCAAAUUCGAUAAUUUAUUUUGUAUAUUAUGUGAAUGUGUAUUUUCAUUUUUUCUUUUAUUUCCAAUUAGAGUAUUUAGAAUAAUAGGAGGGACAUUUAUAUUUUUUUAUUGCAUCCUUAAUUUUAUAAAUCAAAAUUCUUAUCUUUUUUAUUUUUUACUUUUAGCACCAUUGAUGUAUUGCUUUGAUGAUAAAAUAUUAUUCCAUAUUUUUACAAAAUCAAAAAAAAAUAAAAUAAUAAAUGUAAUUAUGGACAAGAUUAAAAAUAAACAUAAAAGUAGACGAUAUUUUAAAAGUUUUGAUAUUUUUUAUUUUAUGGGAAUGACUGAAGAUGAAGUAUAUAAUAUGUACGACUCAUAUUUUAAUAUAGAUUAUAUAAAUAGCCAAAAUGGAUUAAAUACAACUCAUAAAAAUCAUACAGAAAAUUCUGAUGAUGAUAGAGAUGAAAAAGAAAAUGGAGAAUAUGAUUACAAUGAUGAAGAAAAAGCAUUUUUAAAAUAUGGUAGUUCAACAAAAAAUGAAAUACAUUUUUAUAAUAAUAAAAAUAAUAGUUUUUUUCAAAAUUUUAAAAAAGAUAUAUAUAAUAUUUAUAACUGGUUAUUCAAACAAAAGGGUCUAAAUUAUAUAUUAAUAAGUUAUAAUAUUUCUAAAGAUAUUUUUAUUAAUAUUAUAGGUUCUUUAGUUAUUUUUUUAUUUAAUUGUUUAGCUGUAUGCUUGAUAAAAUUAUAUAAUAAUAUUGAUUCAUCAGAAGAUGGAAUUAAUAUGACUAUAUCCAUACUUUUUACAACAUAUUUCAGUCUUUUACUAACCUAUGCAAUAUAUAUAUUUUUAUUUACUAAAAAUUAUAUAGCACAUUUUAUAAGCCAAAUAAGUUUACUAUUAUCAACAAUAUUAAUAUAUUCAUAUAAAAUAUUUCCAGAUGGUUUUACAGAUAAAUAUUAUUCUUGUUUAUUCCUGUUUCAAUUAUUUUGUUUAUUUAUAUUAUCUACUUUAUAUUUAAACAACAAAAGAUUUAUAUAUAAGUACUUGUCACAAUAUUGCUACCUUAUUUUGUUUGCACAUUUUAUUUAUUUAUUUGGGCAAAACAUUUUAUCACCUGAUCAAGUCAUGAAUGAAACAAUAAACAAUUUUGAAUUUAUGAAUAUAUAUGGAUCUUUUGGACAGAUAAAUAAAACAAGACAUGAAAUAAUUAUACAAGGAACAAACUCUCAAGAAAUAGAUAAUAAUACAAUAUGGAAAAAUAUUGAAUUUAAUUGUAAACCUGAUAAUAAUUUAAAAAGUUUAUGUUUUCCUAUUAAACUUAUUUAUGGUUUUAUACCUAUUAUUUAUAUUGAUAGACUUGAUUGGCAUUUUAGCUCUUUGGCAUAUCAAAAUAAUCAAAAUAUUUUAGAACAUAAAUGGUUUGAAAAAUUUUUAAUUAAAUUAUUACAAAAUGAUAAACAAAUUAAUUCAUUACUUUAUAAAAAUCCAUUUCUUUAUAAUGAAGCCAAUAAUUUGGAAACUACUAUUUCUUUACAAGUUUUAGAUGCAGUAUAUAAAUUUUCUCACACAAAUGGACCUGAAUGGUGGACCGUAUCUUCUUCCGAAACUAUACUUGAUUCCGAAGAUAUUUUACCUGACAAAUUAGAUGCAAAAAGGGAAGAAAAAAAUAAACCUACACCUAGCCUAAUAUUCUUUAAUAGUGAAAGUGACGGAAAAAAAUCAGGAAAAGAAAUGAAUUAUAAGCUACGCCAAAAUAACCAAACAAAACUUCAUAACCUGAUAAAAGAAAAUCGUGAUAAUAAAAAAAGUGAAAAUCAAUCAGCCAAAAUGAAGAAAAAUGACAAAAAUAAUAAUCAACCCCUUUCAGAUAGUCAAAUAAAAGAACAAAUAAAAAAAUAUAUAUUAUUACCACAAAUUUCUAAAGAUAAAAAUGUUUAUUUAAAAAAGAGUAAAAGGGUUAAUAAUUUAAAGAAUAUUUCAAAUCAACAUUUGGCUAAUUUGCUAAAAAUACCAACAGCUAGCGAUUUUUACAACCCUAUGAAAAAUAAAAAAUUUUAUGACCAUUCAGGUAAAUUUGGAAUUAAAAAUAAAAAAUACAAAUUUCAUAAAUUAAAUACAAAAAAUAAUUCAAUAGAAAGAAAUCAAAAUGAUCAAACAUUUGGAAUAACAGAUACAUUAAAAAAUACAUUAGACAAUGCUGUUAAUAAUUCUUAUACUAAUUUUGAUUCUUUGAAUAAUUAUUCAGACAAAAUGAAUAGGCUAGGUCUUUUGGAAAAUUACAAUAAUCAAACUAAUUUAAUUUCUAAUUAUAUUCCUCAAGAAAAUGUUAUUAAAACCCUGGCACAAAAUAAUAAAGAUGAUAAUGGAGUUUAUUUAAUCGAAACAAUUUCAGAAAAUAUUGAUGAGGAUGAUACAUAA